This is a messenger RNA of Hypanus sabinus (Atlantic stingray), 2944 nucleotides long. RefSeq lists its product as uncharacterized. The record is from RefSeq and is a predicted model, not a curated record. Bases 527 to 1384 code for a protein of 285 amino acids. The transcript has 7 exons. NCBI's taxonomy places the organism in Eukaryota, Metazoa, Chordata, Chondrichthyes, Myliobatiformes, Dasyatidae. Gene Ontology annotation, cellular component: external side of plasma membrane; B cell receptor complex. Gene Ontology annotation, biological process: B cell differentiation; B cell receptor signaling pathway.
CUGCUCAGCAGAACUAGUUAUUCCUCCAGCUAAUCUACAACAGUGCAGCUGCAACACCGGAAUCUUCCAUUCAACGUGGAAGAUUGCCUUGGUCUACUCGUUAUAUCAUUUAGAGUUAUCAUAUAAAUAAGGAAGAAAAGGGUCACUGAAAAGGGUGUCAAGGGAAGAAUGAUACUGCUGGGUGAUGGGUGGACUAAUCAAAUGUAUUGGAGUGGGAUUGCAGCCAUCUGAGUUAACUAACAGAAGAAUGAAGGGUCAGAAUAUAGUGUGAAAAAUCUCAGUUCUGCUUACAAAUCUCUGAGCUUCAAUCCAUUAAUUUCUUUUGUUUUUGGAUUUUAAAAGGAUGCUCCCAGGACUGGAGGACCUGUGUUAUAGGGGCAGAUUGACCAGGCAAAAUGAAUGCUACCGUUUACCAUCCGAUUCAAGCUAAAGAUCAAAAGUAUUCAUUGAGACCGUCAGCAGGAAAUGUGGCUAGUCGCAACUGUUUCUCUCUGACUAUAGUUAAACAGGAAGCAGAAGAAUUUGAAUGCAUGGUUUAAGGCAAAAGGAACAAUGCUUCACUGUUUCUGAGGAGCUUCUAACCUGUCAAGAUAUGGAGAUGAGAUCCUCCCGUCUUUACAGUAAACUUCUACCCUUAAUUCAACACAUGCUUCUUCUAUCUUGCAUGGCUAUUGCAGAUGGAACAGUGGAUUUAAAAAUUAUUCAGCACCCUCCAGAGGCCAAUGUUUCUGUGGGCAACCAGGUUGUGAUGAUGUGCUCCUGGAACAGCAGCCAAAUUGAGAGCGUCAGAGUGGAUUGGCUAAAGGAUGGCAUCAGUAUUUUUUCGAACAAAACAGGAAAUUACCAGGAUGGAAGGACAAAGUACAUUGUUGAAAUGAACAGCUCGAGCCUUACCAUUCAGAGUGUCUCACAGAAUGACUCUGCGUUCUACCUCUGCGAGGUAUUUGUGGAAAUUCCAUCAGUCAGAAAAGCAAGCGGAGAAGGGACGAUAUUACGAGUCAUUGAUAUCCCCACUAAGUCGGAUCUGGUCACCUGGAUUCUGGUAGCCAUCAGUCCCAUAAUACUGAUCGUGUUCAUAUCUUUGUGCUACUGCUUCUGGAGAGUGAAAUGCUCACAGCAGAAUGAUAGAUAUAUAUAUGAAAAUUCUACUGCAAAAAAGAGAGAAGCUGUUAAAGAGAAGGAGGAUAAAAGAUCCCAAUUUUAUGUUAACAGCACAGAGUUGAGACACUACUGUCAGAAAACCAAGGAUAAACCAGACAAUAUCUACAAAAAUAUCUCAGUUGCACAGUGGAGGAAACAUCAGACAAUGAAAGGAAUGCCAAAAAAAGAUCUUCCAUCAGUAAUAUAUCAGAAUAACGUCUGUCAUGGAAAACGUGAAUAUUAAAUAAUUGAGGACAUGAUCUAAACAUGUAUUGUGGAUUAUAUAUCUUGAAGAGUUUGUAAUGCCAGUUGAUGUACCAGUCAGGCAGCAUCAAGCUGAAACAAGCCAGUAAGUAGGAUACUGGGGUUUGCAGGUAGAAGCUAGAACAGAGAAGAAAAAGAAAAUAUGGAGUCAAAAUCUGAAUUCUGAAUCAGAUUUAUUAUCAUAUCUUAUAGAUGCUAAAUGUGUUGUUUUGGAUUUUAUAAAUUUGGCGGUGUUCACGGGUUCAGCUGCUUGAACCUACAACACUCUGUCGCCUCUUGCAAACCUCCAUACAAGUGGUGAUGCAGCCUGUCAGAAUGCUUUCCAUGGUACAUCUGUAGAGAUUUGCUAGAGUCUUUGGUGACAUACCAAAUCUCUUCAAACUCGUAAUGAAGUAGAGCCACCAGCAUACCUUCUGCUUACUGUAAUUGGUUCAAUGUUUGGGUCCAGGAUAGAUACUCGGCGUUAUUGACACCAAAGAACUUGAAGCUGCUCACCCUUUCCACAGCUGACCCUGCAAUGAAGACUGGUGUGUCUUCUCCAGAAUUCCCUUUCCUGAAGUUCAUGAUCGAUUCCUUGGCCUUGUUGACGUUGUGUACAAGGUUGGUGUCAUGACACCAACCAGCCGAUCUAUUUCACUCCUGUAUGCCUCCUCAUUGCCAUCUGAGAUUUUACCAACAACAGUGGUUUCACCUGUGAAUUUACAAAUGGUGUUUGAGCUGUACUUAUCCACGCAGAAAUGAAGGUCUUAUUAGAUUCAGAGCACAUGGAAACGUUUUACAUUGUAGUGAUGCAAUAGGCAUAAGAUGGCACUGAAGAAAGUUUUGUUAUAAAAAAUUUUAAUAUACCACCAGGAAACAAUAUCUACAGAUAUGCUUCCCAGUUAAGGAGCAUCACUUUUAUCUUGGACAGACACAGGUUGCAAAGUUCCUCAAAGCUUGUUUUAAAUACCAUUCAGCAUCAGGACAAUUGACAGAAGAAGGAAAACUGAGUCAUCGUUGAUGAUAAAGAGGGAGACCAACAGGAAUGGUGACCAGCAAUGAGCCUGUCUGAUGUGAUAUUUCAUUUUAACAUCCUCUGCACAGAACAGAAAGCAUGGCGGCUUGAGUUUGGUUCCACUCCUUAUGGUUGAUAGAUCUGAUUUUCUUUCACGCAAAAAUAGAACAAUACAGUAAGGAACAGGCCCUUUGGCCCACAAUGUCUUUGCUGACCAGGAAGUAAAUUAAACUAAUCAUUUGCCUGCACAUGGUGAACAGUAUAACAUCCUCCUUCUCCUGCCUAUUCAUGAGCCUGUGGCGACCCAUUUCCUAGCGUAUCCGAACCGACUCACAAUUAGAUAGCCUACGGGGGUUUGCGAGCACAGAGCUUUGGAGCCUCUGUGCCAUGGGGGGCCGGUUGACAGAGGCUUAAAAGUGAGGCUGAAGUUUUCGAAUAAAGUUUUUUCCUUCGACUGCAGUUACCGACUCCGUGUCGUAAUUUUAGCGCUGCGUGUAGCACACCGCUACAAGCCUGUCUAAAUGCCUUUCAAAUGCUGCUAUUGCA